AACAAGAAAAUUCUCGCCCGUUCCGCAAGAAGAAAGAAAGAAAUCCCAGUUCCUCCAAAAGUACGAUGUUACUGAUCUCGUCAAUACAGUAUAGAAUUGCCCGCCUGUACAACAAGUCGUGAUUCACAGAGCGAUCGGAUCGAAACCGCGUCCCCAUCCUCAACACCAGUGAGCUUUCUUUUGCUCUCUAUAAUUCCGAAACCAGAACGCCAAUCUCACACCACAGUUGUUUUCUUCGCAGCUCGACGAAGCAAAAUAGCCGCUAUUGGUUUCGCGAAUCCCCGAGGGCACUCGCCUCACCCUAUCGGUCCUCCCCAAAAGGCUUCUUGAUGUGUUCCAAUGUUCCGGUGAGAGACAGUGGGAUCGAAUUCUUUGAUCUCUGUUUGUAAUCUGAAUAUGGCGUGGUUUGGUGGGAGAGUCUCAUUGGGGAACUUCCCGGAUCUCGCUGGGGCGGUGAAUAAGCUACAGGAGAGUGUGAAGAACAUUGAGAAGAACUUCGACAACGCUCUCGGUCUAGAAGAGAAGGCGGAGAAAUCCGAAUCCAGUAAUGAAGCAUCAGGUUUGUGGGCUUCUGCCACUGACAGGAAAGCACUAUUUGAUCCUGUCAUGGCCCUUAUGGGGCAUAAAAGUGAGGAAAGUACUGAUGAAUCGUCGUUAGAGCUGGAAUCUUCGCAUCAUCCCACUGCAGUGGAGAAACCAUCUGGAGAACCUGGAUCUCCGCAGCAUAUAACUAACAUAGAGGAAAAAGAUGGAACAGAAUUUGAAACUGACAAAUCUCUGCAUUCUGCAGUUGAACAAGCCACAGCAGAAGAAGAAAAUGAAAUCCGUAACGUAGAGAAAGAUGCUGAGCACACAGAGACGGCCGAGAAGACAAAUAAUGUGACUGCAAACCCUGACCUAGCUGAAUCUGUAUCAACAGCUAUGCCUGGCAUACAACUGGAACCCAACAGUCAAUUUGUUGAGACAUUGGAGUAUGUUGCCAAUCUACAAGAGAAAGAGAGUUCAGAAGUGGCACCCUCAAACAGUUCAGACUUGGUGCCAGCCAAGUCAGGUGCCAUUGAAGUUGAUCAAGUGGGGAGUCUUACAAUUUUGCCGGGUGAGUCACACAAUGUAGUUGAUAUGAGUGAAAGCCUGGAUGAACAGGAUACAAAAGUAGAGAGCAUGGACAAACAGAAGUCACUAGCAGAAGAGAUUGCAGAGACAAUUGCUUCAGUUCAAGUUGAGGCAUCAAGUGAUAUCCAUGCUGGAGGUGAAACUGAGCCCUCUGUUCCACAUUUUGUUAGCACUGAGGAAACUAAUCGAGCUGGAGAAUCUUCUAUCCAUCGUUUGCCAAGUGCACUUGCUUUGGAUGAGGCUACACCAAUGAUGUCUAAACCAGUUUCUCCCAAAAAUCAUGUAAUUGUCGAAAGAUUUGAAGGGGAUCAGAAAAUGAGAAAUGCCGAGGCUGACAUUAGAGAGCAACAGUUGAGUUUUGGAACAAAUCCAUCCGAGUCGUCAGAUACUAUGCUCGAAUUGGAGAAGGUGAAGAGGGAGAUGAAAAUGAUGGAAAAUGCAUUGCAAGGUGCCGCGAGACAGGCUCAGGCAAAAGCUGAUGAGAUUGCAAAGCUGAUGAAUGAUAAUGAACAACUAAAAGCUGCGAUUGAGGAUUUGAAGAGAAAAUCCAAUGAUGCAGAAAUUGAGUCUCUACGAGAGGAAUACCAUCAGAGGGUUGCAAAUCUUGAAAGGAAGGUUUAUGCUCUGACUAAGGAAAGGGAUACGCUGAGGAGAGAGCAGAAUAAAAAAAGUGAUGCAGCAGUUCUUCUGAAAGAAAAAGAUGAAAUUAUUAGUCAGGUUAUGGCUGAAGGCGAAGAGCUUUCAAAGAAGCAGGCUGCUCAAGAAUCUCAGAUUAGGAAAUUAAGGGCUCAGAUUAGAGAGCUUGAAGAAGAGAAGAAGGGGCUGAGUACUAAACUUCAGGUAGAAGAAAAUAAAGUAGAGAGCAUCAAGAAGGACAAGACAGCUACAGAGCAGUUGCUGCAAGAAACAAUAGAAAAACAUCAAACAGAACUUGCAGCACAGAAAGAAUAUUAUACAAAUGCUUUGAAUGCUGCAAAGGAGGCUGAAACAUUAGCAGAGGUACGUGCCAACAAUGAAGCAAGAACUGAACUAGAGAGUCAAUUGAGGGAGGCCCAGGAACGUGAAGCUAUGCUAGUUCAGGCACUUGAAGAAUUAAGGCAAACACUAAGUAGAAAGGAGCAGCAGGCAGUGUUUAGAGAAGACAUGCUUCGCAGGGACAUUGAAGAUCUUCAAAAACGUUACCAAGCAAGUGAGCGCCGGUGUGAGGAGUUGAUAACCCAAGUUCCGGAAUCUACAAGGCCUCUUUUAAGGCAGAUCGAAGCUAUGCAGGAAACAACUGCCAGAAGGGCAGAAGCCUGGGCUGCUGUUGAGAGGUCCCUUAGUUCUCGACUCCAGGAAGCAGAGGCCAAAGCUGCAGCUGCUGAGGAAAGAGAGCGAUCUGUGAAUGAACGCUUAUCUCAAACCUUAUCUCGAAUUAAUGUUCUUGAGGCUCAGAUUUCUUGUCUUAGAACGGAACAGAUGCAGUUAAGUAGAUCCCUUGAGAAGGAGAGACAAAGAGCAGCUGAGAAUAGGCAGGAGUACCUUGCAGCCAAGGAGGAAGCUCAAACUCAGGAAGGUCGUGCAAGCCAGCUUGAAGAAGAAAUUAAGGAACUCAGGCAGAAACACAAGCAAGAGUUGCAAGAUGCACUGAUGCACAGGGAACUGCUACAGCAGGAGGUAGAAAAGGAGAAAGCUGCUCGGUUGGAUUUGGAAAGGACAGCUCAUGUCCAUUCCGCUGCCACAUCUGCUCAAACUCCCAUAACGAAGCCCAAUUCUGCUUAUGAGAAUGGGAACUUGACCCGAAAGAUUUCAAGUGCUAGCAGCCUAGGUAGCAUGGAGGAAAGCUAUUUCCUUCAAGCGUCUUUGGACUCAUCUGAUAGUCUCUCUGAGAGGAGAAAUGCUGGAGAGUCAACCAUGAGUCCAUUCUAUAUGAAGAGCAUGACGCCAAGUGCCUUUGAAGCUGCUCUUCGUCAGAAGGAGGGUGAGCUUGCUUCAUACAUGUCUCGUUUGGCAUCGCUGGAAUCUAUUCGUGAUUCCCUUGCUGAGGAGUUGGUCAAAAUGACAGGACAGUGUGAAAAGUUACAGGCUGAGGCUUCCAUGCUGCCUGGCAUUCGGGUAGAGCUGGAAGCAUUAAGGAGGAGACACUCUGCUGCCCUGGAGCUAAUGGGUGAACGUGAUGAGGAGCUGGAAGAACUUCGUGCAGAUAUUGUAGAUUUGAAGGAGAUGUACAGGGAGCAAGUAAACUUACUCGUGAAUAAGAUCCAGACAAUGGGCUCAUAAACGGGUUCUGCCUGAUUGGUAGUGGACUUCACCAGUUGGCCAUGAUGUUUGUGGUAUAGUUUUAUGGUAAAGUUAAGGGAAUUGGUCUUCAGAUAAUUUUUCCUUUAUAUUCCAUUCGUUUUAGCUUUGCACCCUUGUUCAAGUGUUUUGGCAGCAGAUAUACAAAAGUCAUGCCCGUGUUAAAAUUAAUAUGUAUUGUAAUUUUGGCGAAAAGUUGUAUAGCCCGAAUUUUAGUGCACACUGUCGAGCUUUGAAGAAGAUUUUUACAUUUCUAGGAUUAUUUAAGGCAUUUAAACCAUGUUUUUCGUCAUGAAGAAGAUGGGAGAAAAAUGAUGUUGCCUUCCA
Juglans regia (Persian walnut) is the source of this 3717-nucleotide messenger RNA. Its product is annotated as golgin candidate 5. Bases 397 to 3372 code for a protein of 991 amino acids. The record is from RefSeq and is a predicted model, not a curated record. The transcript is spliced from 20 exons. NCBI's taxonomy places the organism in Eukaryota, Viridiplantae, Streptophyta, Magnoliopsida, Fagales, Juglandaceae.